Funneliformis mosseae is the source of this 2082-nucleotide messenger RNA. NCBI's taxonomy places the organism in Eukaryota, Fungi, Glomeromycota, Glomeromycetes, Glomerales, Glomeraceae. The record is from the annotation of a GenBank genome assembly.
AUGUCAAAUACACUUUUAAAUCCACAGCGAAUUCCCGUUAUUAGUUCAUAUUUCUUUCUUAUGAUUCUGCUUUCAUUUUAUGUAAUAGAAGUUUUUACGAAUCCAAUCCAAUCGCCGCUGAUAACGCCUGCACCUUCGUCAAUAAACUUUAGAAAAAGACAAGCUCCUGUUGAUUGUGGUGGUUUGGUGACAUUUUCAAAAUUUGAUGUCUUUUUCUUAGAAGCUCAAAACACAAUAACUUUCCUUGUCGAAGGAAAGAGUUCUGUGAAUUUAGAGGAUAUUGCCACUGUGAAAAUCUCUAUUUAUUGGGAUAGCGCACGUUCUCUUGACUACUACAUUAAUCCAACCGACUAUGAAAUUUAUCCAAUUGACGACGAUCUUUCAACAAACGUUAAAAUCAAAUCUACUCAGGUGGUUGAAGAAUCUUUAGAUUUUUUCAAGGUUCCAGGAAGCAGCGCUUAUGCGUUUUUAUCUGUGAUAAAGGAAGACGAAACCUUAGGAUGUGCUACCGCUUCUCUUGACAGCAUACCGACAGGUGCCUUUCCAUACUUAUUUAACGUUCCGGCUGUGCUUGGAACAGUUUCUGUUGUGAUUUUCUUUGUGGUGUCAAAAGCUAGCGCUGCGAGAACUUUUUCACCAGGUGAUAUCAUCAAUCAAGACAAUCAUCAACCUUCAUCUGGAACAGUUACCCAGCAGACCAAUUUAAAUUCUACCGCUCAUCAUAUGUCAGAAAAAUUUCCGGGUUAUAACAGUGCCAAUAUCAACGAUGUUGGCUGCGGCCACAUUCCAAAGGAUAGUUUUGCGCCUUUACCGCAUUCUGAUGGAAAUGCGUCGCAUGAUCCCACCAGCGGUAUAUCUACCACUGCAACCGAUAAAGUUGACACUCAUCAAUCUUUAUCAAUAUACGACCUCUUUCGUGCAGCUCAGUUUUUUGUAACCACCGCUCUAAUUUCUUUGCCUGGACUUUCAUAUAGUUACCGGGAUUUAGCAUCCAAACUUGGAUGGUCAUGCGGUUUACCAAGCGGAUUUAACGUUAAAUUUCUGUCCAACUUUGCAAACGAAGGGGUACGAAAGUCGAUAUGUAAUAUGACAAAUUUUUGUUCAAGUUUAACCGAUAAUAACAGCACAUGCAUUCAAGGGGAUAUACCCACACCAUCUUUCAACGUGACUGGAUUCGCAACUUAUGGGAAUGUAUUGAAGGUUCCAGAAUAUAAUUUAUUCUUCGUAAUGAUUAUUACAUUUAGUUCCACAGUGGGAAUUGCACUUGUUAUCGCAUUGUUGAUUGGGUUAUUGGCAAAGUUGUGUAAGUGCUUAUGGAAGAAAUGGCCCGCCUUGAAGAUGGCAGCGAAAAAUUUUCAUUUUUUGGUGUUUGGUGGAAUUUUACGUGUAUUGCUACUAUUUUAUUAUCCUCUAACCCUCUUUUCCGCCUAUCAACUGUCGCUUUAUAAAGAUUGUUGGUUGUUUCUUUUACUUGCUGUGGUUUGCAUAACAUUCCUGUCCCUUGGCGCAAUAAUUUUUUGUGGUUACAAAAUCUUUCGAGCUUGGAAAAAUCGAGCUCAAAUGAAUAAUCAAGAUGAAUUUAAGAAACCAGAAUACACCCUCUUAUACAGCUCACUCUACACUCAAUAUAAAGAUCAUACGGAUAAAGAUUGCAUUUUGUUUUUCAUAUACACAUUUGCUUACGACUUCUUUCGAGCCCUUGUCAUUGGACUGGGUCAGCAAAUAGCUAUCUUGCAAAUCGUCGGUUUGAGUGUGACGGAAAUGACAUACUUUGCCUUAUUACUUUACUUUCAACCUUUUAAAACAAGUUUAAUGAACUAUUUGAAGUUAUGUAUAUCGUUUUUAAGGUUCGUAAUUGUGUGUAUGUUAAUAGCAUUCUUGAGUGGUAUGGCCACAAAUAUUAAGAAUCGGAUUAUAAUUGAGAUGAUCAUAAAAUCUUCGCACUUCUUUAUCAUGGGAAUGUUGGUCAUGACCAUAGUCAUAAAUUUAGUUAUCGCAAUUAAAGAUCUCGUUACUGGAAAGGAUAAUAAAGACAAUCAUGAUGAGAAAUUAAUUACAAACACAUUAUUAGCUGAUAAGUAG